AUGGUAGUUUUAUCAGCAGCAGUGGUUUCCAAACAGAAGACACUUCUAGCUCGACAGUUCGUCGAUAUGCCUAGACUACGAAUUGAAGGUCUACUGGGAGCGUUUAUGAAGUUGGUAGAAAAUCAGAAGUCCGAUCACACCUACAUCGAGACGGAGAAUAUUCGUUAUGUUUAUCAACCCAUAGAGCAGCUCUACUUGGUGCUUAUCACGACGAAACAGUCGAACAUCCUGGAGGAUCUGGAUACGCUCAAGCUGUUCACUAACGUAAUGGAAGUAGUGAAGACCUCAGUAACGGAGGAUGCUGUUCUGGACAACAUCUUCGAUCUUGUCUUUGCGUUCGAUGAGGUUGUCAGCUUUGGGUAUCGAGAGGCUGUUACUCUAUCCCAAAUAAAGACCUAUACCGAGAUGGACUCCCAUGAGGAGAGAUUGGCCCAGAUGAUUGAACAGAGCAAAAUGAAUGAGGCCAAAGAGGUGGCUAAGAAGAAGCAACUGGAGUUGGCUAGACUACGGGCCCAACAGGCUAAAGAGGCGAGGCUCCGUAGUACUCGACAGGGUUAUUCCACUGCUGAGUCCCUCACUGCCCCGAGUGGGUUUGGUAACGACACUGCUGUGGAUGAAUUCUCUUCCAUCGGUGGUGAUGAUUUCGGUGUACCUCGGCCGGUUCAACAGCAACAGCAGCAGCAGCGAUUCCAAGGUGGUGGAUUCACUUCAGCAGCGUCAGGGUCGGAGGGUUCACUGAAUGAUUACUAUCAACAGCAGCAGCAACAGUCGUUCGCAUCAGGAGCGCCUAAGAAGGGUCUGGUCCUGGGCAGGAAGAGACGCCAAGCUCCGAUAGGUCAGUUGAGUGAAAUGACGAUGAACGAUCAGCCCAACGAUAUGGGCGGCCUGGAGUAA
Molecule: messenger RNA, 894 nt
Organism: Perkinsus marinus ATCC 50983
Lineage: Eukaryota; Perkinsozoa; Perkinsida; Perkinsidae
Product: coatomer complex delta chain, putative
Exons: 10
Coding region: 1-894 (297 amino acids)
Biological process (GO): retrograde vesicle-mediated transport, Golgi to endoplasmic reticulum; endoplasmic reticulum to Golgi vesicle-mediated transport; Golgi localization
Cellular component (GO): cytosol; COPI vesicle coat
Source: RefSeq, a predicted model, not a curated record